Acanthaster planci (crown-of-thorns starfish) is the source of this 8982-nucleotide messenger RNA. RefSeq lists its product as uncharacterized. NCBI's taxonomy places the organism in Eukaryota, Metazoa, Echinodermata, Asteroidea, Valvatida, Acanthasteridae. The record is from RefSeq and is a predicted model, not a curated record.
UGAGGAUCGGAUCACUCUGAACCUUUUGAUUUUUUGUGCACAUCCCCCAUCAAUUAACAGGGACGUCGGGCGGCUUUGGAGGUAAACCGGGGCAGAAGGAGAGUAGCAUAUCGAGGCACUGUGCGUUCACGCUUUAGAGACUAUAUCGCGGCGUCUUUCACGCACCAGUGCGAUAUGCUGUUCGCAACUUCAUCUUGACUACACUUUGGACAAUUCCGCGCCCUCCACCAAGAUGGUUGUAUCCAUAUUUCUUUACCCUGUACUGUACGGCUUGGAGCUGUUCCUUGCUUCGGCACUGAUAACGCAGAUUGCAGUGUCUCUUGCUGCUGUGGUCGUCUCCACCGUGACGAUUUAUUUCUGUAAGAAGCAACUGGUCUACUGGCACCAGGAGAGAGUUUUAAAGAGACGAGGUAGAUGGCAGAGCGAUGUCACUGUCAAGUCAUAUAAGAGGCAGCGGCAUGCAGACAACUCAGAAUCCUCUGAAGGUGAAUUGAGCGACUCUUCUCUGCUGCGCAGAUUACGAGCCGGUCUCCGGAGCAGAUCCCAUGAGCGUGUCAAAACGAAAGGUGGCCGUGAAAGCAGCGACAAGAGGAGCUCGAAGCUAUCUCCGCAGGUACCGGAAGAAGCCAAAAAGGACACUGCGGACUCUGGUAGUGUCCGACCAAAGCUGACUAAGCAGGUGGGAGCAAUGCAUCGCUCUCACUGGGUUGCCAAACCACAACAAAGCCUCCCGACCGUCCACCAAAGGAGCUCUGAGAGUGACACUGAGCUACGGGGAGGGGGCUGUGCACCUUCACCAGAUUGCAGCAUACAGGAAGAGCCGAUCAUCUCCGUAGCCACUGCACUAAUGAUGGGUCAGACGGGAAGUAAGACACAGAAGAGGUCUCGAGCCACAGCCCACAUGACCCUUAAGAAACAUCCUCGAUUUUCUUCCUCGGACUCGUCCUCUUCAGCAUCACCAGCUUCAUCUUCGGCCGAAUCUGAUGACCUCGUGCAUGGUGAACUGGCAGACAAGACCGAACCUCAUACGGAAACUUUACUCCCAACGAGACGAGUGCCUUCCAUCCAAGUCGAACCUAUUGUUGAAGAGAGAAUCAUUCCUAUCGGACCUUACGCUCCAUCUCAGCCUCCCCCAAGCAAGUUGAAGGAAUCGACGAGCAAAGAAAUAUCCAGGCUUGAGUUCUCCUUGGCAGUAGUUGGAUCAGACUCCCAUUGGCAUCCUAUUGAUGCAGCUUGUCAGUCAAACACCGUUAUGAUAUCACAAGAUGAGCCCUCACCAGCCGAAAGUGGUGCUGUUGCCAAAGAACAAGCAAUUAACGACAGUCCAGACAUUUCGAACGUGCCAUCAAUAUCUACAACUGAAGUUUUACCGGAUGAUAAAGUAACUACGGAGAAGCAAGACUCUUCUGCUCUGCAGGGGUUGCAACGACAUCGAAGGCAUAGCCUUGGUGUUCCUCCAGUAAUUGCAGGAGAAGAGGCUUAUCCGGAAGGUGUUGCAGAUUCAAGCGGCGAUCGCCAUACCCCGUUCGUUUGGGUAAGUGAAAUGGCUGUUGGCAGUUCUGAUAGGCCUCUGAUAUUAGGGCCGAGCGAGGGUUUGAGUGUGACCAGUGGAGCACAUUCUUUGCUGGCUGGAGAUGAAUCGGGAGUUGCGUCAUGCCAAGUGUCUACUCCGCCAUCUCUGCCAUCCACGGCUGGAGAUAAAAUGGAUGACAUUCAAGGCAAGAGAAUGCACAGUUUGGAUGUCCCUUCUACUAUUACAGGCGAGGUUUGCUUUCCACCAUUAAUGCUCAGUGGCUCUGAAGAACAAAUAGCUGACGAAGACCACAAAAAUAAUGGGCAAACUGCUUGUAUCCGAAAAAUCAUCAAAAUCAGACCAAAGAGUCUGGACAUCCCCCCUAUACUUCCUGCCCCGUGCUCAAAGAGCUCACAGAGUGCCCCACCCUCUCCACCUUGUAGUGCCGGCCACGGUGUCAAAAGAAAGCACACUGGUGCCAAAUCAAUCCUAAAGCGAAGCGGAAGCAUGGAAAGACCAGGCCGGAAGAAAUCAGUUUCGUUUUCCCCCGAGGUAUCUCCUCGUGAAUUCGAAGUGGAGAGGUGCUACGACCUCGAUCACGAGCGCAUGAACGCGCCUAAGAGACCUCGAGUGUUUCGCCACUUCAGCAUGGACAUUCCCGAUGCAAGAAUGGUGACCGAGGAUGACAUCUCGCUGUCCACUCCACGUCGAGCCUGGUCAGAAGGGGAUGCAGAGGACAGUGACUCUCCUGACUCGUCUUCCCCUGCCGCUGUCGACAGUGGUGACCUCUUAAGAGCUGAGGGGUGGGUUCAUCCGUCCCCUCUUGAACCUAUGCAGAUAGAGGGAUCUGACGCAAGGAUGGCUUUUGUACCUAUCUCAGCACUGGAGUCUGAAAGUGGGAGAAAGAGUGCCAAGGAGCGUUUCCUUGAAGCAGGAGGCGCCAAAGCUGUUUUGUCUGUGCUAUGUACCCAAGAUUCAAGUGAUUCAAACGGCAACAAAUACUCAUCGGUCACGGCAUCAGCUCCAAAUACCGGUACUGAUUCAUCGGUAAACGACGGGUCUGAAGAGGAUUCAAUGGAAACAAUGCCGGAUGUAGAUCAGUCGCUGUCGGUGACAGCUGAAGGCGACGACGAGCCUUCACAUGACCACAGCGCAGACCUGUCAGAAGAGGCCACAGUCCAGGAACUUCCAGACUUUAAAGGUAUCAAAUCACGCUUCUUAGAGUACGAAGAGGACAGUGCAGAUAUACACACGUCAAGAUUAUUCGUGCAGACAGUCCGAAGCUCUGUGGAGUCGGACUCAUCAGAUGAACAAGACAGGUCACAUUGUCAACAACUGGAGACAAAAGUUGACGGCAAGCUAGAUUGUACAUGUGAGGAUCAGAAAAAUCAGGCCACCAGCGCCAAGAGUCGCUUCUUACAAUCCUGUCAGCAUGCAGAUGGCAACAGUAAGGUCCAAAAUGGCUCCCGUUUUGUGGUUUCUGUGGUCCGGCCUUACAACUCCGGCUGUCACAAACAGGAUUCUCCUUCGAAUGAUUGUGGAGAAAGCAAAGAAGCCGAUGUGAAGCAAACGUGGAACCGAGAAGUGCCUGACAGCGGCAAUGCAAACACAUGGCGCAGUCUCUUAGCACACGAGCUUAGUGAAGACAUUGAGUUCUAUGAGAUGGAACCAAAGACGUCCAGGGAUGACAAACCCAUGAGUGUCUCGGGAACCGAUGAUCUAUCCUUACAACAAAGCGGAAUAAAGCCCUCCGACUCUAUUGAGGUAGUCCAUGGCACUGGGCGGACUGUCAAACAAUCUGAACGUCAACACAGUGACUCUUACUCAGCCGGAACGUCGCUACAAUAUUCGCCCACUUACAGUGAAAAUGCGGCCGUCGUCAUAGACAACGGAUCGGAAGUGCUUAAAGUCGGCUUUAGUGGCGACAUUGAGCCAAGAUACACCAUCCCGUCGGUCGUUGGGAGGUACGCUGGAGGCGAUGUGACAAAUCCAGCCGAUUUGUGCAGAGCUUCGUACGUCGGCCACGAUGCAACGAGACGGGCUGGUUUAAUGUCCUUUUACUAUCCAUUAACGGAGGGUAUUGUUCACAACUGGGAGGACUUGGAGCAAAUCUGGAAUUAUGUGUUUACGUCACUCUUGAAUGUUGCACCUCAAGAACAUCCCAUACUCCUCAGUGAGUAUGCAUCCACGACCAAGAGGCAGCGAGAGAAGUUGGUUGAGAUAUUAUUUGAAAAACUACAAGUGCCUUCGCUGUGCCUGGUCAACCAAGGUGCCUUAGCUCUUCAUGCCCAGGGGGACACCUCGGGCAUCGUGCUGAGUAGCGGAGGAGGUCUGACUGAAGUAGUCCCCGUGCUGGAUGGUUACACCAUGCAUUAUGCUGUCACAACGCUGAAAGUCGCCGGCAGCCAAGUUACCAACUAUCUUGGCCGUUUACUCCAACCGGACAGUGACUACAAUCUGACGUCACCCUCUCAACUGGACAUCCUCAAAAAUAUCAAAGAAACUAUGGCGUACGUCUGCAUGGACUAUGAAAGAGAGAUGGAACGAAUCAGCCGUCUCGAUUCAUCAGAGUACAAGCUACCUGACGGUAGUUCCCUUACGGUAAAAUGCAAACAUCUCUUCCGAUGCACUGAACAACUCUUCAAACCAGAUUUUAGUGGCUUGGAGCAACAGGCGGGUAUACACGACAUGAUUCAGGAAACACUGAAAAGGUGCGAUCCAACAGUCUUGGCUGGCAUCGGCAAAUCUCUCCUUCUUUCAGGAGGAAACACACAACUCAAAGGCUUCGGUGAUCGCGUGCAGCUAGAGCUAGCUUCAGCCCACAUGCCCUGGUCCGUGUCCAUGCCUCAGGAGCGAACCAACAGUGUCUGGAUCGGUGGUUCGGUCGUGGCAACACACGACGGCUUUUGGGGGCGGUGUGUCUCCGCCAGGGAUUAUGCUGAACACGGAGCAGCUGUGAUCCAUCCUAAGUGCUUUUAAAAAACCUUGAAGUACAUAUCGGAUGCUUGGGUCGGACAAAGUGGAAAAACUCUUUUAGAAAUAGGGCGAUCUAGCCCCUGUCGUGGUCAGCAUCGUCUGACGUACACGCAUUUCCAUAAUUUGCCCUCUCCCAAUGGAGCCUUACCUGAAUUGAAAUUUGUUGAAACAGCAAGCAGAUAUCCCUUUUUCGAACCGAUGCAGAGGCAUCCGUUGGUAACAUGCUUCUCAGUUUAUUAGUGGUACUUAUGAACAGAUCAAAGCUCUUCGUGUGCCUUUUAUAGUAGAGCAGUUUCACAGAUGUCACAAAUUUCCUGCAAACGUCUCGGAUCUUGAAAUUCGGCGUAAGCUGUUCCCGACACAGACAAGGUAAAAGUGGAACAGUAACCAUAAGAUUCAGACGCGGCAUAAUAUCAAAGAUGGCGGACUGUACACUACUGAGAGUGAUGUGACGAAGGAGUUAUUGUCAUUAUUAUACGUAGGCCUUGUUUUAGUGAUGAAUGCCUGAUUUCUUUUGGCAUUUGAAAUUCUGUGAAUCGUAACCAAACUAGUAAUAACAUCAGGCGAAAUCUGGCAAGAAGUUCAUGAAACUGUACCGACAAUAAGCCAGUUCGUAAUUACGAACUGUGCAUACGCGAAUGAAAUUUUGCAAAGGUCAUUUGUGCAUAAACGAAAUCAUUUACGUAUAGCUUGUGUGUGCGCAAAUGGGUUGCAUUUGAUACGGACGAUCGCCGUUUAAGAAGAUGCUGAAAUAGGGAGGAUGCUGACGACGAAGUAGGGAGGAACCAAGAACAAUAUGAACAUUCUGUUAAUCUACAAUCCCAUACGGUCAUUUAAAAAACUAACACUGAAUAGUGUCCCAAAAUAAACUUUUCUGUAACUUUUAUGGAAAGGAGAUGAGUAAGAUUUCUAUACAAAUGUCACCAGUUUUCCCCUGUAGUGCCUUAUUAGUCCUCAGAAAGUAAUUACAUAUCCUAAAAAGUCACAUUUAGCUGUGAGAAAAUCAAUAAUUUUUUGGAAAACAGAAUUUUUCAGAGCAGUCUCAUAAGGGUUGUGCACAUAUCUUUAAGAUACGAUAAAAUUAAGUGAAAAUGGAAGAAAACAAAUUUUAAAUACGUACGAGUUUAAACUGUCAGGUAAUUUCAUACAAAGUUUGGUGACGUGUUAAUUAAUCCAAGUAUAGCAUGUGGAAUAUGUUGUUGUUAAAGAAUCUUUCAAUCAGGCCAAGGCCAGAGACAAAUUUCAUCAAUUGAAAUAUUUUGCUUACUUUCAUCCAUGGUAAAAAAAAAAUUAAUCAAAGAAUUGAUCAAAAUCGAAGCUCUGGCUGAAUCGCGCACCCAACAAUCACUACACUAACCAGCGAAUGUCACAAGAGGGCGCCCGCUCAGGACUCACGGUGAAGCGAUUUGUUUUACGUACAAAUGACCCUUGCCCUACUUUCCAUUGUAAAGUACAUGCAGUAAAUACAAACUGGCUUAUUCUAAAAGCUGGUCUGUUGAAACGAAUCUAUUUUGUACGCACUAGUAUGAAUGUUUCAAAGAUUCAAGGAUACCGGCUCAGCAGGAUCAAUAUUGUAAAUAACAGAAACUACUUUUUAGAAAACUGGGAGUCUGAAUUUUUAAGUGUAUUUAAUAGUUUGGGUGUAAAGCUGUAAUAGAAAAAUACAAAAACGCUUUGUCGCAAAGACGAAGAUUGGCAGGCUCCAACAUAGCCAGGCAAAGUGACUGAUAUAUCUAUAAAUAAUUGAAGUAUGUAUCUAGUCAAAAAUUGAAAUCAAAACCGUAGUUUAUACAUAAUCAGGGCUCAAUACUAUUUAUGGUCACUGUACAGAACCCGCGUGCCUUCUUUCCUAAUACCUGCAGUGUGUGGACAUUGUACUUUCCAUUUUUCAAAAUAUAACUAAAAAUAGAAGUAGUCAAGGCACCGAAAGUGGCUUGGGUUGGCACCAUUGAAUGUUCAGAAUUCUACAAGGGAUCUGAAGCGUUGCUAAGGCGCAGAGUGACAGAAUGCAGUGAGUUCAGUUGAAGAAGUUAAAAGCGAUAUCUCUACGCUGGUGGAAGCAAGAUGUUGGGACGGUAAAAGCGUUGGAUUGUAAAUGCAAAGUUGGGGCGGUGAAAAUAGAUCAUAAAAGCAAAACUUGAAUUGUGAUAAUCAGUGGCAGAACCACAGCGAACAAUAUGUUACAAAAGUUUCCCAAAUUAUAGCAAAUUGUAGCUGUUACGUUCAAACGUAAGUUUGUAAUUGAACCUGAAUGGAACGAGGAUUCUAUUUUGUCAUAGACAAACAACCCUCUUGAGGACUUUCUCCAAGACGCCACUGCUUUGAGUGUUGUGUUAUAGUGAAAGAGAUAAUCAUAAGUCUUGUAAAAUAAAUGUCCCUUUGCAAACCCAAAUUAAACGAGUCAUUCCCAAAUCUACAUAAUAUGUUUGUGACUUUAAGUUUAACAAUUUCCCAGUGCCUAAAAGUCAAAAACGAGUGCCUGAAAUUUUGGUAUUUAAAAAAAAUCGUUUUGUCCUUUUUAGGGCCUAUAUCGCAAUACCUAAGGACCUCUUUACUUUUUCAGCAUCUAUAUUUUCUAAAGACGUUUACAAAUCAUAGAAGUUUUAUCGUAUUUUUGAUAUGCGUCUACCACACAAUGAUCCAUUAUUGAGGAAUGUUCACUGUUUUGGAGUGAUAAUUAUCUUAUAAUCUUCGUAAGGUUUCUAUGCAGUGGCUAGGGGGAGGGGGUUACCCGCUCUCUCCGUGACACUUUGCCGGUUUUGUGCGCUAACCUUACAUACCUAGUAUGGACUCGUGAAGAAAAUUACAGAUGUACACACGAUGCCGGAAGAAAAGACGUUCGAGUAGACUUACCCAUGUCCACAGGACGUUUGUCCUUUUGUAAAAAGGGGUUUAGAGGCAUUUGGGGGCUAUGUUAAUCCGUCGUAAAGGGAGGAGGACAUUUUUGAAAAGAUUCGGCUGAAGUUCAAAGAAAAAUUGAGUAUUUUCACCGAGUUUUCUUAACUGCACGAGCACAGUAGGUAUGGGAGGUAAACGUGUAUUUGUGUGCGUUUUAUUUUGUUUUUAAAAUGCUAUCAAUUUAGAAAUGGUAUAACCAGCUCUCCCAGGGGAUUAUUUCACGGAUGACAACAAAUAUGGACCAUUGGUCUUGGAAAAUACGCAACACUUUAAGACGCCACUUUUUCUGCAGCAUGUCUAUCCCCUAUUCCAUUUCUAAUCUAGAACUUUACCGUGAGUGAUGGAUCCGUGUCGUGAUGGCUAAAAAAAGUUAUGUAUACAGGGCAAAGACAACCAAGGUGCAUAAUUACAACAUUAUGAGAGUGGUGAAACACCAUCCAUCUGUAAGUCAUGACCAUUGUGUUAUUACAAGCUUUAUUGCUCGAGAUGGUGAAGGGGUGAAAUUCAGGAAUGUCACGCUGACCAAAAUGCUGUAGCUAAUUAUAGCCUGUCCAAUGUACAUUCGUCUUCAAAAUUCCAAACUGUUGUCCAUUAAUUUUUACAAACGCUCAUGCCGGAAGUUUAUGUUUGUGUUCUUCAUGUAACGUUUUGGGAAAUUACCAGGAGCUUUACUGGCUUACGCUUACUUACAUCAUAAUGCAUUUACGGCAGAACGAGAGUGUAUAACUGCGCCAAGAUUUGCUUACCUACAGCCGAUGAGUUCCAGAUUCAGUCGGGAUGGCCUCAUACAACUCUUGUCCGUCAACAACGAUAGGCAUUAGAAUUUUUCGUAAAUGCUCUCCCUUCAAAUUUAUUUCUAAAAAUUAUAAAUCAUGCAACUUAAUUUUGAUCUCGUGUUCUGUUACCAAAUUACAACAAAAUAGUUUGAGAUGUUAGUUUUUGGCACUAGUCCUCUUACAGUCUGGCAUUUGUUCACUUUCAGUAAAUAACAAAACAGUAAUUUACAGGGGUGAUCGGUGCUUUUGGCAGUGAUAUUUUAAAGAAGCAAAUGAGUUAAAAACUGAUUACAAAUUCUUAACUGUUUUCACAUUAUUUUUCCUAAUCAAGGGUUCCGGGAGCGUGUCACCUGGCAUUAGUUUUCAGGCUCUGUUUCUACCUCUUCUAAUAAAGUUUUUUUUUUUUUAAUGGAAGAACUUGGUUUGAAGGCAAGGGGUCUUUGUCAAAAAUGAAAAACACCGAUGUCUCCCUUUAAUGGUCUGGUCUUACGAUCGUUCGGAGAACCACAUUUUUAAUCAGACAAUGCACUGUUCCCAGCAAUAAAGGAAGGGUAAUCCACAAAAUACAAUCUUUUUCGAUUUGAUUGCAAUCAUUUAUUUCAAACCUUUCAUGAUUAUUAUGGAAUCCACGUUACACAAAGUCCAACUUAUGGUACUUUUUACUUGGCAAGUUGGUGUGUUAAAAAUAGCUUUUCAGCACAGUAGCAUUUAUUCUAUCCCACCUUUGUAAAUGUGUAUGCAUAUUUUGUAGGAUGUUCAAUCAACCUGUAUUUAUAGGUGUGUGAAAUGCAAUAAAGGUGUUCACAUUUAUGGCUCAUA